Penaeus vannamei (Pacific white shrimp) is the source of this 487-nucleotide messenger RNA. The record is from RefSeq and is a predicted model, not a curated record. NCBI's taxonomy places the organism in Eukaryota, Metazoa, Arthropoda, Malacostraca, Decapoda, Penaeidae.
CAUCCAGACGGCGGGGGUGACGGUGGAGCAGCUGGACUUCCCGCCCCUGGUGCUGGGCGAGGGACCCUACUGGAUCGAGAGCCUCCAGGCGCUCAUGCUCGCCGACGUCUACAGCAACAUCCUCAGGAGGCGCUUCUUCCCCUCCGGCAGACACCAGGUCCUCCACCUUGACUCGACUGGCGACCCCCUGGACGUGAUCACGGCUGCGAUCCCGGUGGAAGGCGAACGCAAUAUCUACGUGGGCGUGGAAGGGAACCACAUCACGCUCCUGCAUUGGGCGACCUAUGACCCCGACGACCACAAUGCGACCUCGAGGGUCAUCCACACGACCGAGGACUAUGCCUUCAACGAUGCCAAGUGCGACCCUCGAGGCAGACUCUGGGCAGGCACGGUAGCUCCUUUGGACGAGAAUGUGCAGGUGACGGAGGUCAACACCUCGGGUCUCUACAGGAUGGACAGCAACCUUAAAGUGUCCAAGUGGGCUACG